Messenger RNA from Cokeromyces recurvatus, 1191 nucleotides. RefSeq lists its product as uncharacterized. Lineage: Eukaryota; Fungi; Mucoromycota; Mucoromycetes; Mucorales; Mucoraceae. The transcript has 6 exons. The record is from RefSeq and is a predicted model, not a curated record. The coding region runs from base 24 to 1157 and encodes 377 amino acids.
UUUUUUUUUAUUUGUUGAUCACAAUGUCAAUUGAACAUGUUGAUAAACUAGAAAAAAUUCAACAUGAGAUAACCUGCACUAUAUGUCAAGGCAUCUUUGAAGAUCCUCAUUCUUUAAACUGCGGUCACUGCUAUUGUGGACAAUGUAUUUUUGAAUGGUUAAAGAAUAAUAAAUCAUGCCCUAUAUGUCGAGUACCCGCUAUACGUCAACCUAUUCAUAUCAUUACUUUACAACAAUUAAGUAACUUCUUUAGACCUGCCAAUGCUAUACCCUCAACUCGAUUAACUCGUGCGGAUUGGAUACAAUUAUAUCCUAUUGAUAACCAAGCAAACUGUAUUCGUGAUGAAGAUGAAGAUGGUGUCAUUUAUCGUUGCUCACAAUGUGGUUGGGAAUUAGAUGAAGAAAACUUUUGUUCAAAUUGUAUGAUUACAUUUACUGUAGAUCGUCCCAAUAAUGAUAACUUUGAAGUAUCUGAUACAGAAUCACAUCAUGAAGACGAAAGGGAUUUGUCAGAUUUUGUUGUUGAUGAUGAUGAAUCUAUUAUUUAUUCAGAUGAUAGUCAUACAUUUCCUAAUGAACAAGAACCUGUUGAAAUAAGUGAUGAUGAUGAAGAGCGUGUAUUAUAUAAUAAUCGUAAACGAAGAAUUGAAUUAAUAAGUGAAGAUGAUGAAACGGAUGAUGAUACUGAUAGUAAGAGUGUAAUAUCCAUAAGUGAAGAAGAAGAUGAAGAUGAAGAAGAUGAAGAAGAAGAUGAAGAUUUACAUCGACGAUCUGCUGUUUCAAGGUUUAUAGAUGAUUAUGCAGAAGACGAAGAUGAGAUUGAAGAAACAAGAAAAAAGUCACCAGAAAUCGAUAAAAUUACAGAAAAUAUCAUUAGAGCAAAGAAUAGAAUGAUUUCAAAUAGUUCAAGCAAUUCGACACAAAUGAUAAAUGACAGUGACUCUAAUGAAAGCAGUUCUGACGAAAGUGAUGUGCCUGAUUAUGAAAAUCUACUAAGCCAUUUAUCUGAUAAUAAUGAAGCUGAGAACUCAUCAUCAAAUAAAUUAGAAAAGAAAGAUAAAGAUGAAACAUCGAAUCCUAAAGCUGGUAAAAAGAAAGAUAAAAAGAAGAAGAAAAAGAGCAAAAAAUCAUCAAAGAAAGCUAAAUUAAAAAAAUAAUAAUAAAACUCCGCCCUAUUAUUCUUUAAGCACU